AUGAUCGAGGAUACAGUGAAGCAAGUAAGGGAAAUUCAAGCUAAGAUUCAAGCAGCUCAAGAUUGCCAAAAGAGCUACGCAGAUUUGAAGCGUAGAGAAGAGGAGUUUGAUGUUGGUGACAAGGUGCUAUUAAAGGUAUCGCCAAUGAAGGGAGUAAUGAGAUUUGGAAAGAAAGGAAAACUAAGCCCAAAGUACAUUGGUCCAUAUGAAAUACUGCAGAAGAUAGGCAAAGUAGCUUAUAGGUUAGCCUUACUUAUGGAGCUAAGUAAAGUGCUUGAUGUAUUUCAUGUGUCUCAAUUAAGAAGGUACAUACCUGAUAAAUCCCAUGGGCCACAACCUGAAACCAUUGAGCUAGACCAAAGUUUAACCUAUGAAGAGAGACCUGUCAAAAUUUUUGACAGUAAAGUGUGUAGUACACGCAAUAAAAAUGUUAAGAUUGUGAAAGUGUUGUGGUCUAACCAAGAAUAUAAGGAAGACACUUGGGAGGCAAAAGAAGAAAUGAAAAAGAAAUACCCAGAGAUGUUUCAGGGCUUCAUGCUGGUGAGUUUGCAUAGUAUAGGAAACUUGCGCAAUCUGAGCCAGAAUCAAAUAGAGGAGCAACAACCUGUUGUGGUCUCUGAUGUGGAGGUUAGUAGUACCUCUGUUGUGGUCUCUGAUGUGGAGGUCUCUGAUGUGGAGGUUGGUAGUACCUCUGUUGUGGUUGUUGUACCUGUGGUGGAGGGCUAA
Molecule: messenger RNA, 726 nt
Organism: Chenopodium quinoa (quinoa)
Lineage: Eukaryota; Viridiplantae; Streptophyta; Magnoliopsida; Caryophyllales; Amaranthaceae
Exons: 4
Coding region: 1-726 (241 amino acids)
Source: RefSeq, a predicted model, not a curated record